Alternaria postmessia is the source of this 1152-nucleotide messenger RNA. RefSeq lists its product as uncharacterized. The coding region runs from base 1 to 1152 and encodes 383 amino acids. The record is from RefSeq and is a predicted model, not a curated record. NCBI's taxonomy places the organism in Eukaryota, Fungi, Ascomycota, Dothideomycetes, Pleosporales, Pleosporaceae. The transcript has 3 exons.
AUGGCCCCCAUCGCCUUCGCUGUCCGCUCCACAAUAUUGCAUACUGCGCCUUCCCGUAACAAACGAGCCUCAUCUGCGACCAACAAUCCCGCUCUCUUGAUUGGUAUCAGUGUCUCAAUUAUAUGCUUCGUUAUCGUUAUUGGAGCAGGAUGGUUUUUCAUCUGGAGGAGGAGGAGGGCGGUAAGGAGGCUUUCAGGUGGUGUGGAGGAGCCCUCGGAGCUUGACACGACAUGUGGUCGACAGAAGCACAGAUACGAACAAAACGCACCAAGAAUAACACCAGAGCUGGAUGGGAACGUGACACCAGUCGAAGCCGGUGCUACUGCUACAUUACCAAGAUAUCCAGAAUUGCUACGGCGGCCACACGAGCUCGCAUCAGCAGAGAAAUCCGACUUCACAGAACUGGGUAGAUAUAGUGAGCCAGAGCAGUUUGUCGAUUGUAAUGAGAGAAUUGAGCAAGAACAUCUACCAAUCGGGCAAAGGGCAUUGAGUAUCCAACAGCCCAUACAAGAUUAUGUCGAUCCGUUUGAAGUCGAACUUAACUUAAACCCUGUUUACUAUCCAUCUCGUGCCGGUCUAUCUGACAGACCAGGCGAGCACCCAGAUCAAACGAUAUAUCUCCCGGACUCCGAGAGGCAGCGGGUACACAGUCUCAUCCCGCUUCCUCUUAGAUCAGGAACAUCAGAUAUGGAGAUGCAUUCCACAGAGACGUCUACAAAUGCCGAUGAAUUGCAUAUGCGAGAGCCAACGCCGAACUGGAACAGGACGUCCAUCGACGUAGGACAGAGAGCGAAUGCAUGGCCGCUGAGAGACACGAAGAAUCAGCUGGAUUUGGAAAUUCAAAGGCAAAUUGACGAAACAGAGGGCACGCCUGAGCACGACAAAAUGGAAGUAGAUGCAAUCUCUACCUUCUCACCAACUCCUCGAGCAGCUGGUCCAAGUCGUGCUUUUUCUCCACCACUUGUUUCCAAUUUAGCGCCCCGCAGGAGAGUAGCAGUCCUCGAUCUACAUCCCUUGGAGACUGAUAACGGAAAAGCUGAACGGGAUAAUGACCAGAGCAAGGGUAGAGACAGUAACUUAAACCAAAGACGGCGUCAGAAGCAACAAUUCGAAAACCACAUCAAGCCCACAGUCAAGCAAGUCCACGCCUGA